GGUGAAACUCGGCUGGUCUGAGUUGGAUGCAGUUCGACGUACAGAGUGGAUUUAAGAAAGCGCAAGGCGCAGGAGCUGCAGGGCAACGAAGAAGAAGGAAGAGUGUUGGUCAGUGUCAUCGGAAUAUGAACUUUAAAUGCAGACUGGAGGAUUAGUUUUAUCCACCGCACACUCUCAGUUUUUGUGCAAUCUUGUGCUCAGCCUGCUCGGGAGUUGCUUCCAAAAGAUCCACGUGUGAAAGAUGAAAGUGUUUUAAAUGAUUGCUGACAGAGGCUGCAUGGGGGUUUCAUGUAGGAGGAGUUCUUUGUGACCAAACAAGUAAAGAAUUGUUCCCUUAUAAAAAAGGAAAUUGCCCAAUGAACAUCAUUACUCGGGGGCACACAUGUAAAGCAGGUCCUGGUACUCGCAGAAGUUUUUUCACACGCAGUCAAGAACCUGGAUUCUCCUUUUCCCAGUCUUCAAGCCCUGAAUUUAUUGCCUCCUUAAAGCACCUUUCAACAGGUUCCCUUAUUCCCCGCCAGCCCACCCGGAGCUUCAUGGGUUGAACCACCAGAAGUUCGUCAAUCUCCUCUCCAUUCUCUCCUCCUCUUCAUCCUCUGCUCAACCCCUCCACCCCUGCCUCCUCCUUCAGUGAUGGCUCCUCGUGCCUCAGGACUUGUAACUAUAACAUCACCCUCCACUACACAGACUAUCGUCUGCAGCAACCUCUAGAGCGAAAGAUUCAGAGAGACAGAGGAGGAGGGGGGAGAGAAAGGACGAGACAGACAGAGGACGAGAGAGCAGUGCCACAGGAGAGAGAGAGAGAGGAAGGAUCAUAAUCUGUCCCAGCGGCAGAGGGAUCCACCUGUCCCACCAAGGAAGGGGCCCCCCCAACCUGAUCCAUCUGGUUGCAGGGGGGGACCCUGCGUGGCCGGGAAGGCAGCAGGGACUAUGCAGCUAGGACUGGUGGCGCUGGCAAUGGUCUUCCUCAGCUCCAUGGGUCACGGUGAUUCUCUCAAGCUCUCCAAGGCGAGAAGGCAGAGACGGGUUAGCACCGAGGGGCCUCCAUCUUGCCCCAAAGGCUGUGACCGAUGCUCAGAGUAUAACGGCUGCAUCAAAUGUAAGCCCAAGCUCUUCAUCUUCCUGGAGCGCAAUGACAUCCGUCAGAUUGGCGUGUGCCUCGCCUCCUGCCCCAUGGGGUACUUCGGCAUGAGGAACCCAGAAGGCAACAACAGAUGCACACAAUGUAAAAUAGAAAAUUGUGAAGCCUGCUUCAACCGCAACUUUUGCACAAAAUGUAAGGACGGCUUGUAUUCUCACAGUGGGCGAUGUUAUGUCAGUUGCCCUCCAGACCAGCGAACCGCCAACGAGACCAUGGAGUGUGUCGGUCAGCGUCCCUCAGAGUGUGAACUCGGUGAAUGGAGCCAGUGGAGUUCCUGUGCAAAGAAGAAUAAAACAUGUGGAUUUAAAAAAGGCUCGCAGACUCGGGUUCGUGUUCCUGUCGUGCAGGUCCACAGCCCAGACACCUCGCCGGCCUCCGUGCCCUCACAGACCUGCGCUCCUCAGACGGAGAGGAGGAAGUGCAGUGUGACCAAGACUCCCUGUUUGAGAGAGAGGAAGAGUAAGGGAGACCGGCAAGAUACACGCGGGCGAGGACGAGGAGGCGGCGGCGGUGGAGGUGGUGGUGGAGGAGGAGGAGGAGGAGGAGGAGGAGGAGGAGGAGCAGGAGGAGGAGGGGGGAAGAGGAGGAGAGGUCAGAGUAGGACCUCCACCAUGGCUCCGAGCAUCACGACAAGCUCUGUGUCCUAAACUCCACGGCCUGCUGGAUGGGGCUGAGAGGAAAAAAAAGAGACAAUGCCUCACCCGGAGAAGCAGCUGUAGACAAAGAACAAAGUGAUGAAGGAGAGGAUAAAUGCUGCUAUGCAUUGUAGAAGAUGCAAAGAGAACUGGAGGAUUGCUGCAAAAGGAAAGGCUGCUGUGAGCUUUUUGAAUUGUUGAACAUAUCUGGAAGAUACUGGUGUUACAGUGAGAGAGACUUGAGAAGUUUUUGUUCCACAUUGGGGAUCACAGGGGACUGUAAAGCCAUGUUGAAAGGCUGAGUUUCAUGUCAUGUAAGGACUGGCAGAUCUCAAACUAAGAGGAUUCAUGACUUUAAAAUGCAGCAUUUAGGCUUCAAAUCUGAUUACAAGUGAAGAAUCCAGAGCAAUUUGAAUCCAGUCUUUGCUUCAUUUUUGAGAGAUCAACAGCCACUGUAUGUGACAUAAAGACAGUGAUUAGUAUCGAGUUUUUGUACCUUUAUUUCCUAUUAUGACAUGAAAAAAGAAAGGCACUGGAAACCAUUUGUGGUUGCUGAGUACAGAAGGUCUUCUGUGUAUUAUUUUGAGAAGGGAAUCUUAUGACAAAACAAGCCUAAAUGGAGGAUUACUGGGAGCUCCUUCUCCAGUGUGUCGACACAAACUCUUGCCAUUUGAUAGCUUCUUGUUUGUUUCAAAUUAAAUGUUGGUGUUUGUAACUCUGCACAGAAAAGGAGGAGUAUAAAACAUGAUUAUUCGCAUGUGUACGAGGCUGCAUGUGCGUGCCUUUGUGCAUGCAAGCGUGAGUGUGUGAUUGUGUGUCUCUACCUGUGUGUCUGUAUGCAUUUCUGCACGGAAUCCCGUUGUGUGUCGAUGGAUCUUAGAUGUUUGUACAUGUGUGUUUACGUUUGCACAUGUGUGUUAAUAUUGGCUCAUAGAUUGAAGGAAUAGGAUCUGAAACGAGAGGAAGGAAAUGUAAAUCAACAAAGAUAUAUCAAAUAUGCAGUAACUACAAGCCACUGAUUAUUAUACAAGCCAUUCAGUCAUCAGCUGCUCAGUAACCAUGUCUGUUUGCAACAGGGUUUGAAGAUUUUGCACAACUUUUAAUGUUUCCUACUGCUCGAGUUUCAGAACAAUCAUAGCAUUUUACAUGUUUAUUCUAUAAAAGCUGGCUUCAUGACAUCCAUGCAGAGAAAUGUGUUUUUUCUAGAAUGUUUUUAUUCAUGGGUCUGUUUGCUUCACAUAAGGUAUUAGUUUCAGGAGGAGUUACACGCUACAUUAAUCAUUCAUGCUAUGGAUUGAUACUGAAUAUGUCCAGCUGUGCUUAUCAUCAUCAGACAAAAGAAGUAUUAGUAUCAUCAUGUAUAGCUUAUUCUGUGAAAACUGAAAUAAAGUUCAGAUGAAGCUGAUGAAACUUCAGUCAUA
This is a messenger RNA of Cheilinus undulatus (humphead wrasse), 3197 nucleotides long. It is a transcript of the gene rspo1, whose product is annotated as R-spondin 1. The transcript is spliced from 6 exons. The coding region runs from base 931 to 1788 and encodes 285 amino acids. NCBI's taxonomy places the organism in Eukaryota, Metazoa, Chordata, Actinopteri, Labriformes, Labridae. The record is from RefSeq and is a predicted model, not a curated record.